AAUUCGAUCCAAGUACAUUUUGCUGGUCGGAGAAUCGAAGAAUGAGAGUUCAAAUCAUGUUUUAGACCUAUCUAAUUGUUCAACUGCUGGCUGUUAAUAUGGGAAAGCGAAAACUGACAGUGACACAAGCCCACGGCCACCCUAAGCAUGUGCAAGAACAGUGUGACGUAUGGCUUACAGCAAAAGUGCCCCCCAAACAGCCGGUCCUAAGAAGGCUCCCUCUAUCCGUCAUCCAGCAAAUUUAUCCAGGGCCAACAGUUGAUGUUUCAACUGCAACAAAGCAGACAACCUUACUGGACUUUUUUAAGAAGCCGAGAGAAUCCAAGAGAGAGGACUCUCUACACUAUGCGCAGCAAGCAGAAGAAAACCGCAAACCUGAAAACGGUUGUUCUCGGAAUCGGCUAAAUGAGGACCAAGUUGGCUACUUUGAUACUCUGCAAGAAGGCGAGAGGAAUGAAGAGCCUCCCAUGAAACAGAUGCGGAAAUCCAAGCAUCCCGAGCCUACCAUUGUAAGGUUGUUUGAUACGUCUGCCGCCCAUCAACAAGAUGAAAACAGAAUGCUUGGGAGUCAAACAAUGAUUUACAGCAAUCUCAAAUGCAACUCGAUAUCUAGAAACAUUUAUCGACAACAGUCUGCAACAAACAACGGCUCUGAUAAACCAACCUCCAGGUCAAGAAAAACGAAACCCAGUAACAUCGUAACCCACCCCCAGUCUUACCAUGGGUCUCAAAGGAAGUCGGACUAUCUUGAGAGACAGAAAUGCAAAGGCACGGACAAAGGAAAUGACAGUUCAGUUGAUGAUGAUCCACCAGAUGGGGACUCCUUCCACUUGUCUCUUUCAUCUGGCUUAUCGCAGAGUACAGACAGCCAAUCCUGUGGUGUGACCGUUGUAGCUCUCAAAGGGGUCAAGAAUGUGACCUCUUCCCUUGGGAAUAUUGAAACUGAAGAAGUAUUGUAUCCAACCCGCCAGAAUCUUUCUAGGUCCUGUGAAAGAUACAAGACAUUCAAUCGAGGAAACGAUUCAUGUCAGGGCAAAAGAAAUCCAGUAUCACCAGCAGCAAAGUCCAAGAAGUUACAGUACAUUCACCCAUACUUGUUAGACUCCGAAACAAGCCAUACUCAACUCACAGAUGUACUUGGUGCAAGCAAUGUGCUGGAUGAUACCUAUCUCAAUGGUUCUACUUUGAAUGGUAGAGUCCUGAGGGUAAAUUUAGUUGACUCUGAACUCAUGUUGAACUCCUGUUCCAUUGGGGAGUCAACUGAGGAAUCACAAUGGUCAAGACCUGACCUAUCUGUCGAUGACCCCACCCUGUCAUUAAACAGUCCCUCUGAGUCCCUGGUUGGCCCCUCCCUAGCAGAUGUUGACCCCCUGUCUGAGGAGAACUCGUACCUGUUUGUUGAUGACCCCACCCUGUCAUUAGACAGUCCUUUCGAGUCUCUGGUUGGCCCCUCCCUCGCAGCUGAUGGCUUCGCCCUGUCUGUGGAGGACCCUGCCCUGUGUGUAAAUCAACCUUUGAUAGAGUAUCCCUGCCUGUCAAUUAUUGACAGUCCCUCCUCUGUGCCCAGGUGUGGUCCUUCCCACAGCCCUGCAGACUUCUCUGAGUUUACACUGAACACACAGGGUUGUUUUGUUCCGAAAGAACCUGCACAUGGAACAAGCCUAUUUCAAGAGGACUCCCAGUGUUAUGACUGACACUAGGUGAUGUGAGCAUUUGUCUACCCCCACCCCCCCCCGUUCCAAAAUUGUCACUUGUUUUGCUUUUGAUACCCCAGUCUCCAUUCUGAUCAUGUGCUAGUCUUAUUUUUUUGUGAUUCAUAAACCUUAAAUCAAACAUUGUUAGUCUGCAAAAGUUGUUUGGAUUCAGAUUAAUAUCAUCUUUUUACAAUUUGUUCACAAUAUUCCGGUUUUAAAGAAUUAUUUAAAAAAAAAAUUCUU
Molecule: messenger RNA, 1937 nt
Organism: Asterias rubens (European starfish)
Lineage: Eukaryota; Metazoa; Echinodermata; Asteroidea; Forcipulatida; Asteriidae
Exons: 3
Coding region: 99-1694 (531 amino acids)
Source: RefSeq, a predicted model, not a curated record